UUCAAAUUUGAUUGAGUAUGUUUAUCUUUAUUUCUUGCAAAUAAUUAAUUAUUCCUAUCCGUAAUUUAAAAAGCAAUUACAAUUACAAUUAAAUUCAUAGUUUGAUUAUAAUUAUAGUAUUAGUAAAGUAAAAUUAGUACGUUAAAACAAUUCAGGCGCAGUAAGGUUGUAGCAAAUUUGAAUAUCAGUUCCACGGAGUUGGUACCAUAUCGCACGUGAAUCUAGAGUAAUGGUAUAUCUUUUUGGGAUGGGCUCCCGCUAAAAACAUAAAUAAUUUCGAUUAAUAAUUAAUGUCGUUUAUUAUAAUUACGAAGUUUCGUUAAGUUUAGAUAUUACGAGUUGGAGUAAAUUUCGAGGUGGAGGCGAUUUCGAGUUGAAAGACAUUUUCAAUAAAUACUUUUUACUUAAUUUCAAAAAUUGAUUUCGAUUUGCAAUCAUCUAGAGAUGAAUCGAUAGUUUGAAAUUAUUUUACCAUGCAUGCGCAUUGAAAUAUUUGCGCUUAAUCACAGGAUAUUUCGCACUUUUCAGUAGUCGUUUUUGUUCCAAAUUUAUGGCUCUACUGUAUAACCGAACAGCAUUGAUUCAUAUUUGGUUGAUUAUAUUAAUAUAUAUUUGUAUAUAGGUUUAUACAAUGUCACGCUCUAUCGAAAUGUUUUAAAAGUCGUAAAUGAAAAUAGUUAAGGUAACCUUGUUUAGAAAAUCUCAUAGAAUCCAGUAGAUUCUCAUAAAUUCCUAUAGAGAUUUUAUAAGAAUGAAUGAGUUCUAUGAGAAGUGCUAUAGUUAAGUAUAGGGCCUUAUGCAUACAGCUAUAAGAACCUAUCGGAUUUUGUAAGCAGGGAAUAGACCUAAUACCCACUUAGGGAACUAGUACUUGAUCACUCCAUGUAUUUGUGUAUAUAUAUUUAGUAAAAGUAAGUGAAUAUAGAUAUACAAUUAUAUGAGUGAUCGGGUACUAGUUCCCUGAUUGGGUACUGGGCCUUACAAUUUAUAUUCGAAUACGGUUUAUUAGUGCGGUAAUACUAUACAGUGAUUUACUGUUAGUUGAUGAUGCAAAAUGAUUUAAAUAAAUAUGUACCUAUCUGGGAAUAGGUUAGUGUUCGUUUGUUUUAGCCUACCAAGGUUGUUCUGUUUAGUCAAUUAGUUAAUAGCCUGUCGUCUGGGGCCUCUCUUGUUAAGUGUCAUAUGUCACUGCUUCGAUAAUAAUACUCGAUCUCCCUUAUCACCUACAAGACAGACGACCAAGCCCUAAGCUAAGUAAUUGGUCUGUAUGCUCUAUCUAGGUACUAUAGUUCACUUAAUUAUUAGUGAACAUACAUUACUUGUAUAUUUAGCAACAAGGGUGUUCACACAAUCUGACUUUUCUAGGAUAAGUUUUCACUGAUGAAUAACCAUUUUUAAGAAAGACACGCAGUGUCAGCAAUGCUUCAUGCUAGGAAUGAGCUAUCAGGUUUCUCUGAUUUUUUGUUUAUUUUAAACAUCAACUAAUUAUUCUAGUCAAAAUUUAAGCCGGGGUAAGAAAAGUAAAAACCAAUUUUCUUGAUGAUUCGUUAGGUUUAUUGAACUUAGCAAAGCAUUAUCAAUUAAUUAAUAGCCCAUGGUCUAGUGGUGAAAUCAUUUAUAAUCUACGAAAUGUGUCAUACCGCAAAUUGAUACUAAUCGGUUCUUGUCCCCAGCAACUCAUGGAGUCUAGACAACUAAUUGAGCUAAUAAUUGAUUGUGUGGAUACUAGACGGUACAAAAGCCUAAUGUCCAGAAGAGGGUGGUUUUAAUUCUUACCGGACACUGUAACUUACCUGACGUACUGAAGCGAAAUAAAGUUUGCGGAAACUUAUUACGACUCUUCAAAAAGUUAUAUUAUAGUAAUUAUCAGCGAAAAAUGGGGUGCAGCAACUCAGCGCCUCUUGAUCGUAAGACAUUUACGAAGCUAAUGAGGCACAAGAAUAUUACCGAAAUACUUAGAAAGGAGUAUCAGCAAGCCAGGUGCGAAGGGAGAAACUUGGAUAGCAGUUUUAAAGCAUGCCAAAAAAAAGAAAAUAAAUCAAAAAACAGAGAAGAAAACAUGCUGUGCUAUGACCACAACAGAGUAAUUCUACCCAUCGAAGACAACGCAGGAGAUUACAUCAACGCAAAUUAUGUCGACGGCUGGAAGCAGAAGGGGAAAUUCAUAUGCACCCAGGGCCCUUUGAAGAAUACUGCUGCUGACUUCUGGAGGCUCAUCAUGAUGCAUAGGACACGGAUCAUCGUCAUGCUGAGUAAAAAUAGUGACAAAGAGUGUUACGAGUAUUGGGACAUUUGUGAAGGAGGUGUAAAAAGUGUUAAAAACUUUAAAAUUGAAACAGUGAAAGUAAUGGCUUACCCGAAUUACAAUGUAACGAUCCUCAAUGUAAGUGAUGGGGGUAAAGAACCCCUUGAAGUGAUACAUUUUGCUUGUAUAGAUUGGUCAGACUUUUGCAGUGUCGAUGGUGUGAUUGACUUUUUCAACUUUUUAUUUGAUGUAAAACUCACCUACAGAGGAGUUAAAAAAGAGUUGUUAGAUAAAACUUCUUCGAUUUGUGUACCGCCUAUAGUUGUCCAUUGCAGCUCUGGUCUUAGUGCAACUGCAGUAUUUUGUGCAAUGGAUAUUUCUAUGUCAGAAUACCUUGCAACCGGCACAAUUUCAUUGCAACAAACUGCAAUUAAUAUUUGUAAACAGAGAUAUAAUAGUUUUUUUUCUGUAAAUGAUUAUAUAUUUUAUAAUCUCCUAAUGUUUCGUUGUGUUACAUUACUUUCUGUAGAAAAAUAUAAUGUACGAAAACCCAUUGUAAAUUAGUUUUAAAAGUGUAAAUUUUUAUAUGUAAUUAAAAUUGAAUUUUUUACUUACAUUUAUAGUGUCUACUUAUUUUACCUCUUAUCCUUAUCCUCUUACCCUCUAAAGUUUUCAACUCUGAAACUCAGAAUUAAAUCAAGAUCCGUCUAACAAUAUAUAAAACCUGCAUAGAUAUCGUAUCUCAAAUCCCAAGGGCGGAAUGCAUCGCCGUGAUCUUUUAUGGGGCUUUUAAUUUCGAUUGUUUUCAUGACUGCAAUUGUAUCGCCUGUGAAACAGUGUGGCACUUAGUAUGAUAUCCUUACUCUCUUACCCUAUUACACUUACACCCUCUAUAGUUUUAAAUUCUGAAACUCAGAAUAAAAUCUAUCCCUGUCUAAAAAUAAAUCAAACUUGCAUAAAUAUCAUAUCUCAAAUCCCAAGGGCGGAAUGCAUCGCCGUGAUCUUUUAUGGGGCUUUUAAUUUCGAUUGUUUUCAUGACUGUAAUUGUAUCGCCGGUGAAAGAGUGUCCCUGUUUAGAAAAUCUUAUAGAAUCCAAUAGCUUCUUAUAAAUUCCCAUAGACAUUUUAUAAGAAUAAAUAAGUUC
Molecule: messenger RNA, 3389 nt
Organism: Microplitis demolitor
Lineage: Eukaryota; Metazoa; Arthropoda; Insecta; Hymenoptera; Braconidae
Product: receptor-type tyrosine-protein phosphatase S
Exons: 1
Coding region: 1877-2809 (310 amino acids)
Biological process (GO): protein dephosphorylation
Molecular function (GO): protein tyrosine phosphatase activity
Source: RefSeq, marked provisional